UGUCAUAGAGUGGCCUGUAUGAGAAAUAGGUGGUGAGUUCUGAGAGGAGAGAAGGAGGAAAGGGGUGGAGAGAGAUACAAAAAAAAAAAAAACUUGCUGGCACCGUCUGCCAUAUCCACAGCAGAUCUCAGCAUUUAUCGCAUCGCCGCAUCUAACCCUAAACUGUGUCUAACUGGCGGUUUCCACAGAGGCUGCACUUUGCAGGGUUCACUUUCCAUAGAGAGGGAGUUGUCUCGCUGCUGAUGCUGGGGAGACCAACCCUUUAUCUCCCAUCUCGAAUCGCCAUCCCACCCCUCUGCGCAGCAGCUGAGUCUACACCGGGCUUUAUUAGGACACGCUGGAUGGCUUCUGCACUUACACCGGCGUGAAUCUCUUCCUCAUCAUCCUUUCUUUGAGUCUGCAAACAAAACGAACAGCAACAACAAUGACGGACCCGGCCCCCCAGGAAACCUACCCUGUCCCAGACCCGACUAUUGUGGAUCCCUUUACGGCUGCGAUGCGGAACGGCCAGUGCGCCCAGGAUGGCUUCACCAACAACCACCACCAGCCUACCAAGAGCCCCGGCCAGCCCGAGACGCUCCCCACGGGCCAGGAGAUGAAAAUCACAGACAGUGUGGAGGGAGAAGGUCUUCUCGAGAGCAGCAUGCGGCUGAAGCCCCACGAAGCUCAGAGCUACAGGAAGAAGGCCCUCUGGGUCUCCUGGGUCUCCAUCGUGGUCACGCUCAUAAUGGCUGUGGCAGCUUUCACUGUAUCAUUCAUGAGACACAGCGCGUCAGCCUUCGGAUUUGCCUUUAAUGCUACGCUGGACAUCCUCUCAUCAUUCAUUGUCCUUUGGCGCUACAGCAACGCAGCAGCUGUGCACUCUGCACACAGAGAGUACAUAGCAUGUGUGGUCCUCGGGGUGGUGUUCGUCCUCUCCUCCCUGUGCAUCCUUGGAAAGGCCAUCCAUAAUCUGGCUACCAGGGAGCCUCCUGAAGUGGACGACUUCCUCUACAGUGUGUCUAUAGUGAGCGGAAUCACAUGUGCUGUGCUAGCUGUGGCCAAGUUCAUGCUGGGAAGGGUGCUGACUAGCCGGGCACUUAUCACUGACGGGUUUAACUCUAUUGUUGGUUCUAUCAUGGGAUUUUCCAUUCUGAUCAGCGCUGAAGUCUACAAGGACCACGUUGACGUCUGGUUUUUGGAUGGCACCCUCGGAGUUCUCAUUGGACUCAUCAUCAUGGCCUAUGGCGUCAAACUCCUGGUGGACAUGGUGCCCCGCGUGAGGCAGACGAGGAACUACGAGCGCUUUGAGUGAAUGUGUGUUGGGCAGGUUCAAACACGUACACUUCCCCGCCCUCUUCUCUCUGUCUUUAUUACAUACUUUCCUGCACAUUUUACCUGAACAUGCAGCACAACACACGCUGUGAAUACUGUACAUAGUGCAUUCAGGCAUCAAGAAACACACAUUAAUGCACACACAAAGGCAGACAUCUGAUCAACUUUGACAGAAAAGGACUUGUUUGAAGACUUGUUUGAAGACCAAAUCCUGGAGAGAAAACACCUACAUACUUAUUGUCUGCCCUUUGUCACUUUCUGUCCAUAAAACCAGUUUAAAAAAGGCCCCUAGAAUAAGGAAAGCCACAAGACCUGAGAUUCCUGCCUUUUAGCAGUAUUUGUCUGACAUGGAGAUAACACUAGUUGCUCGAAUGACAUAUACACAAUCAAGACUACAGUAUAUUGAUUCAUCAUAGUGGAUAUAUUCAGGGUCUAAAUUACUAAAUGGUCAACAUUUUAUACACAGACAUGUUCUCCCACGGCAUAUCUUUUGAACAUGUAUAAUGAGAUUUGGAAGAGACAAACUCCAAGUCGAGGUCUGCUCACCAAUUUAAGGUUUCCUAUUUUUAUUUGUAAUUAUUAUUAAGUACAGGUGACUCUGUCCUUAAUCAGACACAAAUGGUUUCAAAACCCCAGCAGCCUCCUCUCUUCAAAGCAGCAACCUUAGAUCCUAAUUUGUUGCUGAAAGAGGAAGAGAGGGAAAGUAGAAGAGCACAUGUGCAGUCCUGAGUCAGCGAACACUGCUGCUCAAAGGCAUCAGCAAACACAAUGAGGUCAGCCUCGAUCUAGGAACUCAACUAAAAGCAAACAGAAGCACAUCGGCACUAAGGAUCAACAUUGAUGGCUAUACUGUGUGUAAUGUAUCCAAGCACAUUUCAGCACAGUGCCAGGUUUAGCACAAUGGGCGAUAACGUAUUAAAAAAUGAUUUGAGGGUAUUUAGUCAGUUUUGUCUUACCUGCUGUAACUGACUUUACAUAUGUUCCAUUGCCAUGUAGUGUAUAGUCUUUUGUUUUUUGUUUUUUUACAAACACAUGCAAUAACUACAAAUGUACUGAAACUGAUGAGUGCUCAUAAAUCCCAAGUUCUUUAUGGGUAAGAUGGGGAAAAAAACGUAAUAUGUUUCGGUUUUAACACCUCAUCACGUUAAGAUUAUGAAUAGAGUCAAAGGCACUACCAGAAAGCCUCUGGUACGAUUUUCUACAAUCCUUUUGAUUUAUAAUUUUCUCUAUGGAAUUUUGUACUGAAUCCGAUUGGGAUAUUUAUUACUUCUCUUAAUAUUUUAUUCAUGUUUCUUUUUACUUUUUCUCGUUGUUUUGCCUGCACAUUUUAAUGUGGAAAGUUGGAUAAGACAAAGUCUCAGACCUAAGACGAAACAAAGCACAAAGAUAAGCAGCCUGAGGGAAUAUCAUUUUCAGAGAUGCUGUUUCUUCCAAUCCUGCAUCUGCAUACCUGUGUAUUACUCAUUUGUUCUGCAUGUUACCAUUGUUAUCAACCAUUAUGUGCAAUGAACUGAAUGUAAAUACAAACCACACGGUCUGUAAAUAUGUUUAUUACACUGUUCGGGUGCAUCGGUUAAAAUUAAGUCAUAAAUAUAGUCGUCGUAAUUUACAUAAUAGGCUUUUCAGAUUAGACAGCAUAUUAUUCAAGUACAGGAUGAUCAAUGUUGCAUAUAGUUAUGAAUCCUUACUCUAUAGUGCUUAUAUUGUAAAUGUUGUUUUACAUAUUACUGUAAAUUAUUGGUGAAAUGACAUAAGUCUUACUGUAAAUGUUGCACUUUAAAUUAAAAAUAUCAGAGCGGAUGAAGGCGGCUGUCCAAGGAUCCUUUAAUUUCAAAAUAGGAGCUGAUUGUCAAGCAAAUCAUAAUUGAACAUGUUGAAAAUGAAUCGCUACACAAUUAUGCAUCACAAAUUACUUCAUAAUGUUAAACUCUAUGGGUGUCAUAACUUCAACCAGAACGUUUUUUUCAAAAAGUUGAAAGGCUAUGAAUUGCGUCACACAAUUGAGCGAUAUACCUCCAUUGUCAUCCUCUCAGAAGAAAUAGAAAACCCUCCAAAUUAGCAAUUUCACUCAUGAAACGUGAGGCAAAUUUGAGGCAAAAUUCUGUUUUGAUUUAUAAAGUAUAGAAAUAAAUUCACAUAACUAAUUCAGAGACCCUUUGCUUAGCACAAACAGAUUUGCAUGAGCUUUUUACCCAUGACCCAUAAUACAUUUUCCCUGUCUACAUGACAGAAUAUGGAUUGAGAGUGCCCCCUUGUGUUAAAAAGCCACAUGACAAAAGUUGUAAUUACUAUCUAGGAAAAUAGUCUCCAUUUAUUCCGAGCAGUAGCAUAUCCAAGGACAGUGAUUCUGACUACGCCUACAUCCACUCUACACUGUAACUAUCAACUCUCAGUUGACACACUGGACAAAGUGCAACAUUAUUGCUAUGAUAUUUUAUUUUAUUUUGUGAAUAGCUAUAACUGAAAGGUGUGAAUCCUCUCGCACCACUUCAACUCACCAACAGCACACUGAUUUGUAAUGUUUCCCCUCUGAUGCAUAAAAGACAAUCUUUACAGCGACUUUUACUAGCAAAGCACAGUGUUUACUUGCAAAUAACCACAUGACAAGGCACAGAACAAACUCUUAAUAAUGCUACGCUCUACUUGCGCUUUUGCUCAUAUGGAUAACUAUAUUGCGUUGAUUUUAGCAGUGAAAUCCUUUCUACCUCUUUGCAUUUUUUUGUGUUUUCAUGCUUUUUUCUUCAUGCUAUUUAAAAUGUAGGCCGGGUGCUGGGAUUGUGGCCCCUUACUCCUUAGUAAUGGGUGAUCUUUUGAAGCUGUUGCACUCAAUGUAAAGCAGGUCAGUGCAACAGCUGAAUACCAAAAUAAAUAGUCAUAUAUGUUGGAUAUACCUGUAAUUCUACGAUCACCAAAAAUUGCAGUUGCUUUUCAUUCAUCUAUAAUGUGAUUUUUGUUCUCUCCCACUGCCUAAAGACAUGUUUGAACUUUCCCACUCACUAUCAAAUUGCACAAACAUAACCUCCAUAUUCAUUUGCCGGGCAGUAUGAUAUCUAAUCAAUUUUUUUGUUCCAUUGAAAUAGCUCAGAAACAUGUCCAAUUUUUGCAGCUCGUGCCAAAUCAUUGAAAACACCAGUUCCUCUCUUCUGAUGUGUGUUUCAUUAAAUUAUACUGUGUAUUGUAUGGAUGAAUAGAUGUAUUAUUAUUAGUGCCACAAGAAGAGACAUCAAAUCAUUACUUUGACUUCAUUUCACAAAAUUAUGAUAGCAAUACUAACCACUUCUCUGUUGCUUACAGCUUUGCAUAGCUUCAGUGGUUACAGGUGCAUUGCAGCCAGCCACACACACACACACACACACACACACACACACACACACACACACACACAC
Molecule: messenger RNA, 4700 nt
Organism: Trematomus bernacchii (emerald rockcod)
Lineage: Eukaryota; Metazoa; Chordata; Actinopteri; Perciformes; Nototheniidae
Gene: tmem163a
Product: transmembrane protein 163a
Exons: 8
Coding region: 425-1294 (289 amino acids)
Cellular component (GO): synaptic vesicle membrane
Molecular function (GO): zinc ion binding
Source: RefSeq, a predicted model, not a curated record